UGAAGUUUGUUUAAUUAUUUUUUUUAACAUAAAAUAGAUGUUAUACUUUUGCUGUGAAAAGUUCACAUUUAAAGUAUUUUUUGUAAUAAAAUCUUUGGCUGGUUGAUAAAUGAAUCUAUCAGAAGAAAAUAUUCCAUGUUGUUUUUGUCACAGUUGUGGUGAGGAUGGGAAAAGUGGGAAGUUCUUUGUUGAUAAAUUCAAAAACAUUGCAGCACAUCAGUUUUGUUUAUAUUUUUCUGCUGGUUUGGCUCAGAAUGGUUAUGACAACGAAGGUUUUGAUGGAUUUCUAAUAAAUGAUGUUAUAAAGGAAGCUCGUAGAUCUUCAAAAUUAAAAUGUAAGUUUUGUCAUAUGCCUGGUGCAAGUUUGGGAUGUGGAGUUAAAUCUUGCCGUUAUGUGUAUCAUUUUAAAUGUGGGUUGAUAAAUGAUGUACAAUUUAUGUUUAAAGGCAGAUUCAAUUCCUUCUGCAAGAUUCACCGCAGCUAUCAUGACAUGUCUGCUAUUAAUUCUACAGCUACCAUUGACUGUCCAGUGUGCCUUGAGUCAAUAACAUCAACUGGUUGUGAUAUCUUGAAAAUGCCUUGCUGCAAAAAUAAAUAUGCUCACAAAGAAUGUGUUCAAAAACAAGCUUUGGCAAGUGGUUAUUUCUUUAAAUGUCCAACAUGCAACAAUGUAAAGCAAUUUCGAAAUGAAAUGUCGAUGUUUGGCAUAUAUAUCCCUCAAAGAGAUGCUGUUUGGGAAGAAAAUGAUGCUUAUGAUGAUCUGCUUCACAGGUACGAUAAAUGUGAUAUCAAAACAUGUUUUUGUGAAUUUGGCAAUCAACAUUCUACUACAGAUGGUGAUUGGAUGUUUGUUCAUUGUUCUUAUUGUGGACAAAGUGCUGUGCAUAGUUUUUGCUUUAAGAAAAUGGUUUCAUCUGGUCGUGAGUACAUUUGUUCUGAUUGUGCAAACAUAGUUAAAAAUUCUGAACAAAAUUCCAUUAAUUGGAACUUAGAAAAUUUAAAAAAUCGCUACAAUUUAAAACCAUGCUAUGUGAAAAUCACACGGAUGACAGAACAGUUUAUCAAUAAAUACACAAAAGUUCAAGUCCAUGAUCAUUUUCAAACCGUGAACGCUUCAUUGCAUAAAUUUGGUAUACAAAAAGAAAAUGACUCAUUGCAUAAAAAUGGUAUAAUAAAUGAAAAGGACCUGGAUGUUUAUUCGCCUGCUGGUUUAGUGAAUAAAGAAAUUGUUUUAAAUAAUGUUGAUAAUGUUUCACACUGUCAAAAGGUCGCCCCGUUUCUAAAAACCGAGCAACGUAUUGAUACUGAGCAAUGUGUUAAUAUUGUACGCGAAAAAUGCGAGCCUUUAACUUUUACGCCUACCCAAAUGUCCAAUGUGGCAAAUCGAAUACUCUCCUGGAUAGGUCCAUUUCCAAUAGAAUCUGCUAGAAAUAAAGAAAUGCUUCCAAUCAGUGAUCAUUUUUCUAGGGAUAAAAAAGAUCUUUCUGUGCAAAAUAAAAGUGCUUUUUCUACUUUUUUUUCUAAAUCAAAAUUGGUUAACGUGACAGGGGAAAAUUCAGUAGUUUCGAUUGGUUCUACGUCCGUGUACAAGCCUUCUGUCACUUUUGCGAAGAACUUUUCCGAGACAAGACUCAUUUCUAACGUCUCCUCAACUUCUUACGAGAUUUCAAAAAAUGUUCUUAAAAACUCUGUUAUUGAAAACAACUCUCAAACAGUUCGAUAUACUGAGAACUUUGUAAACUUUAAAGACGGACGGCCGAUUCAGACUCAUUUAUGCACAAUGCACAGCCCCAAAUUAUGCGAACCAAUAUGGAGUUACCCUGAAAAAAGUUUUGACACAAGGCUUCAAAGCGUGCCCAAUUUAAAUACGGUCAUUUUUCAAACAAGUUCAAAUAAGAACUCGGUUAAUCUCAACACACCUAUUCUCAGCCUUCCCACUCCGAAAUGGAAAUACGUUAACAUGAAACGGAAAAUUUCGAACCAUUUAUGUAAAAGUAAUAAAAAACGGCAUUUCAUACCUCAUGAGCAGAAAUCUUUGGAUUCGUGGAUCAAAAAGAUUCACGAUUCUUGAAGUUUUUAUAAAUAAUUAUUUAAGAAUCAUGCUUUUAAACUUUAAAUUACGAUCAAAUUUGUUAUUUAUAUAAGUUAUUUGAAAUACCUUUGCAUGAAUAUUAAGUUGGAAGAAAAUUGAUUUUCGGGUAAUCUAGACGAUUUAA
Hydra vulgaris (swiftwater hydra) is the source of this 2216-nucleotide messenger RNA. RefSeq lists its product as uncharacterized. Gene Ontology annotation, cellular component: nucleus. NCBI's taxonomy places the organism in Eukaryota, Metazoa, Cnidaria, Hydrozoa, Anthoathecata, Hydridae. The record is from RefSeq and is a predicted model, not a curated record.